This is a messenger RNA of Salvia hispanica, 1223 nucleotides long. RefSeq lists its product as uncharacterized. Lineage: Eukaryota; Viridiplantae; Streptophyta; Magnoliopsida; Lamiales; Lamiaceae. The record is from RefSeq and is a predicted model, not a curated record.
AUACAGAUAUCUCUGUACAGAAAAAUUAAAAAGAGCUGGCCCCAUUAACAAAUUUAUUUAUGAUUGUUGAGUUCUUUUGAUAUUUUGGAUCUUUUUUGUCUUCUGUUUUGGGCAAGGAAGGUCAAUUGUUAAUCGAAAUAUAGCUGCUAAUUAGCUGUAAAAAGCAAAGAUUACAUUUUUUUUGGGUCAGAAAUUUUUUCUUAUUCCAUCAAUUAUCCGUUUACGUACCAUAACUCUCAAAGGUUUUGACCCCAAAACACUUCUUUCUUUUCGAAUUCCAUCGUCUCGCCUCACUCAGGGAUCCAGAAAGCAGGAAGAGGCCUAAAAAUCAAAUCUUGAUCCUCGACUGAGUUAAUAGAGAUAAGGAGAAAGCUUUUUGGUUGAUCUAUGGUGUCAUCUGGGUUUUUCCUAAUCUGUAUGCUCCAUUCUUUGGUGGCCUUGUCAUGUGGAGCCAUGAUGAUGUUCUAUAGGGAUGAGGUGUUUGUGUUUACCCAUGGUAAGGACCAUGCUAGUAAGAUAUUGGGCUCAACGCCUCAUGAUCAGCUCUUGAUUCGAACCUCUGAUUCGUUUUCGGGCUUGCUUUUGUUCGCUGUUGGGAUGUUGCUGUUCAUGGUGGCAUUUGUUAAGGAGAAGGAGUUCCAUGGCUUCUUUGCUAGAGGCUGUGUGGUUCUCCAUGUUGCUAUGGCCAUUUGGAGGAUUUACUUUGAGAGGAAGGUGGAGGAUCUCGGGCAUGACUGGCUGAGGCUGGUUUUUGGGGACAUUAUUCUAGGGCUUUCAUGGGUUUUCUUUCUUGUGUAUUCGUGGAGGGAGAAAUAUGAUUGAUGUUUGUUGUAGCCGUCGUUGUUCUUCAUCAUACUGCAUUUGGUGGGCAAAGAUGGAAUUGAAAUGUCUUUUACUGGUGUGGAUGUGGAAUUUGGUUUUGCAAGCUUGAUCUACAUGUUUGUGUCAGAAAGGGAGGAAGAGGAUAAAAUCUUUCUACGGAGAUGUGGUCCACCCCGUGUUUGUAAGUUAGGGGUUCGACUGGGAUUAGAUGUGCUUCAGAGAGAAAACUUCAAUAUUUACAAACUAAAUCUGAUGGACACUUGAAUCUGAUAAGACUGUGAAUAAUUUCUUCUCCUUUUUUUCUGUUUUUUUUUUCAUACAAUGCUUUCCUUCUUUGAUUGUUGAUCAUCAUUGUUGUAAAUUUCCUUGAAAAGGCAAUGAUUUGUGAGAUCUGAGUUCCA